CGAGAGAAUUCAUUAUCUUUUAUUACUUGCUUUAAAGAUAAAUAUUUUAAAUCUUAUAAAAUUCUAUAAAUAGUUGAAGAAACCAGCGAGGUUGCCGUAUUUUAUCUUCGACGAAACGACGCGCUUCGAGUGAGAGAAAAAGAGCUGGUUAUCUUCUUUUCUUUGUGUUCUUUGAUUUCGUCUUCUAAAAGGAGGAAUGGCAAAGAGUUACUUCAAGCAAGAGCAUGAUUUUGAGAAGAGACGUGCAGAGGCUGCUAGAAUUAGGGAAAAAUACCCAGACAGGAUUCCGGUGAUUGUCGAGAAGGCUGAGAGAAGUGAUAUUCCGAACAUAGAUAAGAAAAAGUACCUUGUCCCAGCCGACUUGACAGUAGGACAGUUUGUCUAUGUAAUACGUAAAAGGAUCAAACUGAGUGCAGAGAAAGCUAUUUUUAUAUUUGUGGACAAUGUCCUCCCACCUACAGGGGCAAUCAUGUCCGGAAUAUAUGAUGAGAAGAAGGAUGCAGAUGGGUUUCUCUACGUCACUUACAGUGGAGAGAACACGUUUGGAUAUGAGAUACCACAUUAGUGAUUGAUUCUUUGGGCAUUGCGGUUGUUUCAUUGACAGUUCACCAUCUUUGCCUGCAUCGUGAUAAUCUCCAUUCCCCUUCAUUAUUGUGCUUAUUUUAUGAAGACAAUGUCGUUGGCAAUAUGUACAGUAUAUUUUGUAUAUAAAACCCUGCACGAUGUUAGAAACUCUUGCUUCAUGCUUUAAAUAAUUAAAUUCAUACUAUCUCUUGCUUCUA
Messenger RNA from Vitis vinifera (wine grape), 782 nucleotides. Its product is annotated as autophagy-related protein 8f. Gene Ontology annotation, biological process: cellular response to nitrogen starvation. The transcript has 6 exons. The record is from RefSeq and is a predicted model, not a curated record. NCBI's taxonomy places the organism in Eukaryota, Viridiplantae, Streptophyta, Magnoliopsida, Vitales, Vitaceae. Bases 197 to 565 code for a protein of 122 amino acids.